AUGAACGGUCGGCAGCUGGCGAUCCACUCCGACCGUGUCGCGGAAAGGACCACAGAUCCACAUGGGCGACUGUGGUCCACGACGUGCGAGGAGGGAGCUUCUGAUGCACGGAAUGGAGGAGCGGCCACCGCAGAUGAGUGUUUUGUCUUCGUCUGUCUGUGUUACGUGUUUGUCCUUGUCUUUGCAUGCCAUGUCCUGGUGGCCGUUUGUCCGCGUCAGUCCUUGUCCUUCCCUUUGUACGUGCCCGUCCGCCCCUGUCUGAACACGUCCGUCCGUGCCCUGUUGUUUCUGUCUGUCAAUCCGUUUGUCUGCGUUCUGUCCAUGUCUGUUCUUGUCUGUCUGUCUGUGCCCGUCUAUCUAUCUGUCUGCAAGACUGCUGGCGUGUGUCUGCACUUCCAUUCUUUCUGUCUGUCUUCGUUAACAUGUUAG
This is a messenger RNA of Haemonchus placei, 429 nucleotides long. The record is from the annotation of a GenBank genome assembly. Lineage: Eukaryota; Metazoa; Nematoda; Chromadorea; Rhabditida; Trichostrongylidae.